This is a messenger RNA of Tribolium madens (black flour beetle), 918 nucleotides long. RefSeq lists its product as uncharacterized. The transcript has 3 exons. Lineage: Eukaryota; Metazoa; Arthropoda; Insecta; Coleoptera; Tenebrionidae. The record is from RefSeq and is a predicted model, not a curated record. The coding region runs from base 124 to 849 and encodes 241 amino acids.
CUGGUUUUGACAGAGCGCCUGCGCUUCAGCCCGAUCAGCCGACGUUUGUCCGAAUGACAAAACGAUAAGAGACAAAACUGAUAACUGAUAACCUCUAAAAACGUUCUUUCAACUUGGCUAAGGAUGGAUGAAGAUGAGGACGAUAUUGUUAAGAUGCGACUUGAAAAUACGCAUCUAAAAGGCGAACUAAAGAAUGCACAGCUACAGAAAGAGUUGGAACUCGAGAAGAUAAAGGGCAAAAUGGAGCUCAAAAUAAAACGGUUAGAGUGGGAACUCGAACAGAUAAAGCUCAAAAAAGAGUUGGAACUCCAACAGUUAAAGGGUAAAAUGGAGCUCGAAAAAGAGUUGGAACUCCAACAGUUAAGAAGCGAUAUUAGAGCUAACCAAAUAAAAUUUAAAGCGGAAAUUGAAAGUUUGACCAAUGAUCAUGCCCGUGAAAACUGGAAUUAUAUCAAGAAACUUCAGAAAUUAGAUCUAAGAGUUUUUAUCAACAAAUUUGAAUCCGUACAUUGCCCAGGAGAAGAGUACAGAAAUACAAGAUUUUGGAAAUAUGUAGAAAAGAAGAAAGACCUUUUAUAUCUAUGGGGUUUUACCCCCAUUGAAUUCAUGAGAGUAUUCGAUGAUUUCUAUGAUUUUAUAAAUAAAUCGGCACAUCCUGUAUUUGAAAUAGGACAAGAGGUAGUGAUCCCAGAGAACUUUUUAAAUAAUUGUCAACUAAGAGUAUUGGGUUUUCUUUGGGAGAAAUAUCCUCUUCCUCUCAAACUAUUCAAAUUGAAAACAAAAGACUCAAGUGUAAAAACCCUUAACGAUUUGAGAAAAAGAGAAAAUAGAAAAAGAAAAUUAGAAUGAACUAACUAUUAAGAUAAUGUGAGUGGUUUAUUAAUAUUUUUCAAAAAAUAAAAUUCAAGUACAAAACUA